Molecule: messenger RNA, 1245 nt
Organism: Trichoplax adhaerens
Lineage: Eukaryota; Metazoa; Placozoa; Uniplacotomia; Trichoplacea; Trichoplacidae
Exons: 4
Coding region: 1-1245 (414 amino acids)
Biological process (GO): G protein-coupled receptor signaling pathway
Cellular component (GO): membrane
Molecular function (GO): G protein-coupled receptor activity
Source: RefSeq, a predicted model, not a curated record
AUGGUCUAUAUAACAUAUAUUUCUUAUAUAUUGUUACAGCGAUCAAGAUUACAAAUUGAGAUUUAUUCAUUUACAAAGGUAUCGGAUCCGCACUGUUGCAGCAAUGGCGUCUCGUUUGAUGAGGAAUUAAAAUUGAAGUGUGAGUGUUACAAGUUGAUCAGCGGUAACUUACAGUUGGUUUAUUUCGAGAAGUUCCUCUUAAAAUCGACGAUGAUUUCUAGUGCUUCAAUCAAUGCAACGAUAAACAGUAGGACUCCGCCAGUUAAACAACCUUAUACAUGGGAUGAAGAACAAUAUAUUCUUUUAGUUGUUGCCAUAUUAACAAUUGUUAAUAAUGCAAUUUUGUUAUGCGUUAUUUUGUUUCAUCGAAAUCUAUGGAAAGCUACUAACGUCAUAAUUAUAAGCAUGUCCACUGCAGCAAUACUUUGGGCGUCAUUAUAUCUUAUUCCACGAUUUGUUCGAAAAGAUGUUCGCUUUAAUAAUUCAAUUUUUUGUACAUUGUUGCCGCAAUUUUACGUAUUGUUCGAUGUAGCAGUAUGUCUUCAUUUGUGUUUAAUAAGCUAUGAAAAAUAUUAUGCUAUCCUUUUCCCAUUUCGUUAUAUUGAAGAUAUAACUAUUAGAUCAUCAGUAAUUGCUAUCUCAAUAUCAUGGUUAAUCGCUUUAAUUGCAGCUGCAGCUCCAUUUUGGUCACAUCGUUAUUUUCUAAAAGGUUUAUGUGUUGUACGUAAUAUAUUUAAAGAGGAGUCAGAGCUAGCUUACUAUUUAGUCAUUUAUUGUGUAGUAUUCUUUUUACCUUUAGUAUCAAUGCUGAUUGUCUAUGGUCAUAUCUUCAUUAUUGCUAACAGGCAUAUUAGAAAAUUUAAUAUUGGCCGUCAAAAUGUGUCUAAGCGUACGCUAGUAAGAAAUGUUCGAGCUGCUCGUUAUAUGGCUGUAGUUGUAUGUGCUUUUACUGUUAUGUGUUUACCCUAUCAUAUCUUCUUUUUUGUCCAUUUCUUUCGAAUACCAUUAGACUUAACUGAUCACAUGAAAGGGCUACGUUAUCUUUCUUUUUCGUAUAUGUUUAUCAAUCCAGUCAUGUAUGGCUACUUAAACCCGGAAAUUAGAAAAACCUUUGUUAAACAUGUUUGUAAGGAGAGUUUUCAGUUUCAAAGAUCGGUUAGAAGUAAGAAGCAAGUAUCUCCCACAAGCCGUUCUCCUCCUAUAAGCUCAUUUACUACUGUACGGAAUGGUACAAGUUUAAAUUAA